This is a messenger RNA of Pseudocercospora fijiensis CIRAD86, 1224 nucleotides long. RefSeq lists its product as uncharacterized. The transcript is spliced from 6 exons. The coding region runs from base 436 to 1224 and encodes 262 amino acids. Lineage: Eukaryota; Fungi; Ascomycota; Dothideomycetes; Mycosphaerellales; Mycosphaerellaceae. The record is from RefSeq and is a predicted model, not a curated record.
AUUCCGGAGGAUAUUCCGCCGCAUUUUCUGGAAUAUUCAAUGCAUCGGCGAGGAGUCGGAAAUGGGCUUCCUGGCUCAAGAAUUGGCUUAGGCGCAGGGAUUUUUCAAACGCCUUCUUGAUCGCGGGAAGGGAAGUCGUGCAUUGGAGCAGGUUGUUUUCAGCCCAUAGCUCGUUGACGAUGCUGUUACAAAGCGUGUCGAGCUUCAAUCGUCCGCCCAGCAGAUACAGAUCUACUAAGUCUUCGUCCAGCCACUUGAUGCUCUUCUCCGGCUCUUUGCUAUCACCUUCGACCAACCUGUCGACGUCCCGUUUCUGCGCGCUCCAAUCGUCCUCGCUCUUGCCCAACACGUCUGCCGUAGGCUCAAUGAGUUCACCUGUAUACAGCCAGACUUGGAACAUUCGAAAGAUUCGUUCGUCUUCUGCAACAAGCUCGAAUGCAUCGUCGCCGUCGCUUCCAGGAGUUUCGGACAUCGCUCGCGGAGAAUGCCAAUAUGGAGGACGAAUGGAGUUCGUUCGGCGCCUACGUAGAUGGUUACUGCAUCGAGAUAUCGGGCACUGCAGGUCCAUCAGAAGGGUCAGUAUUGGAAGAUGCAGAGAGUGAUACUACGCGGAUCCAGAUUCACGCAGAUCGUCGAGCCUGGACUUCUUGCUCGGCUGGUCAGCUCCGCCGGUAUUGCUGUCAGAUAUCGGACGUUUCCUUGGGCUUCUCCGGGCCGAUGAGCUUGCCAUUGUGGUUGCAGUCAAAGUGGAAGUACUUGAGAAGGAGGAGGAGGAGUAGGAGGCUCGGUUGCGACGGAGAAGUCCGCCAAACGCCAAGACCCAAUGCUCCUCCACUUUGCCGGGCAACGCCAGCCUCCAACUUCUUCUCCUCCAUCUUCAUCACUCACCACUACGACUACGAUACGCCCAAGCAGCAAGUACACCAUUGUACAGACAUCGGAGCUCAACGGGCCGGGUCUAUGCCUAUGUCUUUUGGGGGUAUGGCCCAGGGAGAUGAUUCAAUCCUAACAUACACCGGCGGUCGAAGGCAGCUAGAUCAUACAUGUCUUGGCACUUCCGCAUCCAUAUGGCUUUCAUCCACAGAAGAAAGAGGACUCAUAAGGCAUCGGAAAGAAGGAUUCUCCAUCUUUUCCGCCGGCGGAGAACUUCUCAUUGGCAGCGCAGCUGCCAAUCUAGACACCGCGGCCACCGCCCGCGAAAAUCCAAAAAUUUCGCAGAAGUAA